ACUAUUUAAUUUAAAACUAGUUACCCAAAAAUACAGAAAAUAUGGCCUAGAUUAAAUAUGGUAAGAAAACAAUAAUUGCAUAAUAGAAAUUGGUUAGGCUUUUACCCGAGAUGUUAUUGUUUAGAUUUAUAUAUUUUUUUGUUAGGAAAUUAUCAUAUAUGCAUAAAUUUAGGAUAUUUGUUUAAUUUUUAGUUAGUGGUUUGACAUAGACGUUUUUAUGGUAGAUAAAAAUAUGAUUUUAUUUUAGUAGAGUAGAUGAAACAAAAGUACAACUGAAGAAGAAAAUACAAUUCAAGAAGAAGAGAAAGAUAUUGGGCGACCGAGGAAAUGAAAGGAGCUUAUCACGCAAGAAACCCUCAUGCGGAAGAGACACAUUCUUGAAGACAUUCCGUUCACGGUACACUGGCAAUACACAAUGACCUGAAGAAAGAGCUUCAUGAUUAGUUUAUGAAUAUAUGAUUUAAACAACAAAGAAACUAGCAAAUUUGAAUGUUUGCUAGUUUUCAAAUUGUGAGAAAUUUAAUAGAAACAAUAAUCCUCAAUAAUCCUCAACUUUAGUCUACUACUAAAAUCCAGCCUGUUAAUAGAAUAAGUAAUUUGUUUUGUUAUUCUAAAAUUUCUUUUUCCUAAAACUUUUUUAAUGAAAUAUCAUGACAAAAUUCAAUCACCUCUUUUUGAUUUUGUUCGAAAAAUGAGAGAUUUGAUCAUUCGUCUAAUAUAUAUAUUUUUCUCCCUAAUACCCUAUUUAGCUAUUAUAAUUGUAAAAAUCAAAGAUUUAACUAUUUAUUAUAAAAUUUGUGGUUCAUCAUAAUAAAUCAAAUAGUUAUUACUUUAUACAUAGUUACAUAGUUUACAUAUACUAGAAUGGUAAAAUAUUAUAUAUAUUUUUUAUCGGUAUACUUAAAUAACUAAACCUCAAAAGCGUAGGUUAAUAAAAUAAGUAAUUUGUUUUGUUGUUCUAAAAUUAGAUGAUUUUUAGACCGAACUAGUGAAUAUAAUACUAGACAUACAUUUAUAUUUCAAGUCUGUACUUAUAUUCUAUAACAGUUUGAUUUACUAAAUUUAAACAUUAACUUGUGAAUAGAGUUUGCCAGUGUUUUUCUUUAAAAAUUUGAUUAUUAGACAUAUGUAUCUGGAGUUGAACUAAUUUUUACUGAUGUCCAUCUUUUUAAAUUGACACUUAUGUAAUUCAUCGAAUUCACAUAAAAGUAAAAAAAAUAAACAAAACAAAACUCAUAUUAGUUAAACAGAAACGAGAACGAAAUCACAAUUUUAUAAAGGUAAAAAAUAAAAUUACUUAUGGAGAGCCAAAAAUAAACAAAUCGAGAGCAGAAAACCUAAACCCAUUUUGUCGUUUUACAAUCGAUGUUGCCUAUCUGGUUAUAGUGAUUUGUGUCAGGCGCAAAACUUAAUUUCAUUUUGUGCAUUAAAGUUUUAAAAAUAACUAAAAUGAGCUAUAACACGUUAACUAUUCAGCAACGAUGAUACAUUUAAGAGACCAACAUUUGUAUUUGUCAUUUUACAAUCGAUAAAGAUUGUAUUGUUGCAAAAUGUUAAAACCAUUUAAUGAACAAACAUUAGUAUAAGAAACUCACUCAUGCGCGCGGAAUAUCAUUUAGUAAGAGUAAUAAAAACUAGACACUUUGCAUAUCUUGUUGUGUGUUAUAUACUAUUUUUAAUAAUUAUAUAUACUAGUUUUAGUUUGGGAAAAUGGUCAUUUAAAUCACCAACUUUCAAAUUUGGUUGGAAAAAAAACAUGAACUUUCUCCUAAACCAUUUAAAGCACCCACUUAUCUUGAAUAGCCACCUUAAACAUCAGCUUAAUUUGACUAAACAAAAUUAAAGACGACGUUAACAUGGAUAACAAAUUGAUUGGACAUGGUUAAUCGCCAUCUCUAAUCUAUGUUAAGUCCAAACGAUGUUGUUUUGAAUUUUUUUUUAAAAUUGUAUCUGAAAGGAAUUGAACCCGUGAUCAAAUCUACGAUCGUUUAUAAACCCAAACCACUAGACCAUUUACAAUUUUAAUAACUUGAAUAAAUAUUAAUAGAUAUUAUUAUUAAACCUCUAAAUCAUCUUCUCCCAACCUAAAUCCCUAAAUCUCUAAACACUUGCGAUCGGAGUUGCAAGGAUAUGGAUGGCAGAGAGAACUCGACUACGGGUUUUGGGAAGCACUACUGAUGAACAAGGAUGAAGUUGAAGAAGAUGCGAAUGCGAAGACAUGUUAGCUAGGUUCUUGUUCGAACCUAGUUAUCAAUAAAUUAAUGAAAUACAAAGAAGUUGUAUAAUAUUAAUAACAUUACUGCUCGAGCAAUAAAAGCAAACAAUGAUGGAGAACCAGGAAGAUCAACAAUGAUUGAUUUAGGGAUUUAGGUUGGGAGAAAAUGAUUUGAAAGUUUAAUGAUAUUAUCUAUUAGUAUUUAUUCAAGUUAACAAAAUUGUAAAUGGUCUAGUGGUUUGAGUUUACAACGAAUGUAGCUUUGAUUUCUUUCAAAUACAAUUUUUAAAAAAAAAUUCAAAACGACGUCGCUUAGACUUAACAGAGAUUAGAAACGGCAAUUAAUCCCGUCUUAUCAAUCCGUUACCCGAGUUAAUGUCAUCUUUAAUUUGGUUUAGUCAAAUUAAGUUGUGGUAACACGUGACUAGUCUGGAUCAUUUUUGUGGGGCCAGGAUACUUCUGUAUAUUUCAAAAAAAAUAAUAAUAAGUUGAGGUUUAAAGUGGUUAUUCAAGUUAAGUUAAUGCUUUAAAUGGUCCAAGAGAAAAUUCAUGUUUUUUUCAAUCAAAUUUGAAAGUUGGUGAUUUAAAGACUAUUUUUUUCGUUUUAGCUUUGUAACAAAUAGUAACAAAAAUAUAUAUUCAAAUAUAUAACAUACAAUGUUGAUUUUUUUCUAUAUGAAGAAAGAUAAGGUCAAAAAUACCUAAUCUAAGAAAUGAUUACACCUUUGUCUUAUUUUACUUACCUCUUUUAUAUAUAAAAAUGCAAUUCAAUUUUCACAAAUAUGAUCAUUUGCGAUUUAUUACCCUAAAUUGUUUAAACAUGACAAAUACAUACAUUUUAUUUAGGCUCUUAUAUAUAACUCUAUUCACUUUUCACCCAUGUGAGUCUUCUCUCUCUUUCUAUUCUGUAGAUUUGUUGUUAAUUUGAACUACCCUUCUUGCUCUCUCUUUAAGUUAUUACCAUUACCCUAAAUUCCUUUCAAACCAAACAGAUUUCAAGAAACACACACAAAAAGAAAGAUGCCUCUAAGCAACAAUGUAAUAGGUUGCAUAAAUUUCAUCGCCGUCCUCCUCUCACUUCCAGUCAUUGGUGCCGGAAUCUGGCUCGCCAUGGGAACAGUGAACUCAUGCGUCAAGAUCCUUCAGUGGCCAAUAAUUAUCCUCGGCAUCUUGAUCCUCCUAGUGGGUCUGGCUGGUUUCAUUGGAGGGCUCUGGAGAAUCACUUGGCUUCUCGGCGUUUACUUAAUUGCAAUGCUUGUUCUUAUCGUACUUUUAGGUGUUCUUAUUGGAUUUACUUACAUGGUUACUAUUAAAGGCUCUGGUCAUCCAGAACCAAGUAGAGCUUAUCUUGAGUAUAGUCUUCAAGACUUCUCUGGUUACUUACGUCAAAGAGUUGAGAAAUCUGACAAAUGGGAUAGGAUUCGUACUUGUUUGAGUACUACUAACAUUUGUCCUGAACUAAACCAGAGAUUCAGUAUGGCUAUGGAUUUCUUCAAUGCUCAUCUUAGUCCCAUUCAAUCUGGUUGUUGCAAGCCCCCAACAAAAUGUGGCUUCACGUUUGUGAACCCUACUUACUGGAUAAAUACAAUAAAUGGAUCUUCAGACAUGGAUUGUCUACAAUGGAGCAAUGUUCAAAACAAUUUGUGCUACAGUUGUGACUCUUGCAAAGCCGGUUUGCUUGCAAACCUCAAGAUAGAUUGGUUAAAAGCGGAUAUCUCUCUCCUUUUGGCACUUAUCGGUCUAACAAUCGUUUAUAUAAUCGGCUGUUGCCCUUUUCGAAACUCGAAAACUGAGGGUUAUACUGAUAUAUGAUCGGGAUGAGAAGUUUAGUGGCAAAACUGUGGUGAUGUUUAUUAAAGUAUAGUUUCAAAAUAAAAUAAAAUUUUUAUUAAAUUAUUGGAUUUCCUGUAA
This is a messenger RNA of Brassica rapa (field mustard), 4126 nucleotides long. Its product is annotated as protein TORNADO 2. Lineage: Eukaryota; Viridiplantae; Streptophyta; Magnoliopsida; Brassicales; Brassicaceae. The record is from RefSeq and is a predicted model, not a curated record. Gene Ontology annotation, biological process: auxin-activated signaling pathway. Gene Ontology annotation, cellular component: membrane.